This is a messenger RNA of Marchantia polymorpha subsp. ruderalis, 1206 nucleotides long. The record is from the annotation of a GenBank genome assembly. Lineage: Eukaryota; Viridiplantae; Streptophyta; Marchantiopsida; Marchantiales; Marchantiaceae.
AUGGCGUCUAAGGAGUUACUGGUUUUGUUCCUGAUUGUAGCUUGGACUAGCAGCUGGGGAUCUGUGCAGUCGGCGCCCAUCCGCCUCACGCAGACUACUUUAGAUACUUGCCACGCAGGUAAUUUCUUCGGCGAGAUUACUCAUUGUUGCCCUCCUGCCACCUACACCAAGGGUCCCAUCGUCGAAUUCAUCCCCAAACGUGAUCAUAUUGGGCCGCAUCGAGUCAGAAAGGCAUUGCAAUGCUUGGCUGGCGACGAGCUCAGAAUCUACAGCGAACAACUCUGGAGAGCAUAUGAUCUGAUGAAAGCUCUGCCCAUGGACGACCCUCGCUCCUUCUACCAGCAGAAUGCCCUCCACUGUGCUUAUGGAAGUGGCGCUUUCAUCCAGGAUGGCACUGCCAACCUCACCAUUGAUGUGCAUUUUAACUGGUACUUCUCUCCUUGGCACCGGCAGUUCAUAUACUUUCACGAGAGGAUUCUCCAGUCGCUGCUCAACGACACCACAUUCAGUCUACACUUCUGGAAUUUCGAUAACAAUGUCGAUGGCGAGAGCCAUGGCAAAGACGGCUGCUACAGAAAGGGAUACCUCUUCCCCGAGCUCUACAGCGACCCUUCCAAGUCCACAUUCCAUGCCAAUCGAUCUGAGAGACCUUUCAUGGCAAACCUGCCAAUGGACUUGACGGUUCUUAAUCGGAGUGACAUUCCUCUGCGUUUUGCGAGCGUGGCGGUUCCUAGAAACCGCGAAUUGAUGCACAGGGCGAUGGCGGUGGGCAACACUAGUUUGGAUUUUCAUGGAGUGGAGUUCAAGCACGGAGACCCCCAGAACCUGGACAUCAAUGGAGGAGGGUCUCUGGAGUUCCUCCCCCACAACAGUGUUCACCGCUGGAUAGGAGGCUCGACUGCAUUGACGACACACGCGCCAGAAGAUCCCAUCUUUUAUGUAUUCCACUCCAAUCUCGAAAGGCUCUGGGAUGUGUGGCAGAAGCUUGGUAAUGGCAGAACAGACCCGUCCACGCCAGAUUGGCUGGACGCAGAGUUUUUGUUCUUUGAUGAAAAUGCUGUCGUGAGAAGUGUGAAAGUCAGAGAUUCCCUGAGCACGGAAGACUUCGGAUACAGCUAUGAGAAGGUGUUUGACGAAAGCUGGAUCUUCUACGACAACUCCACCAGCACAACGCCCACCAGUCCAGCAUCUCCUACCAACACAUAA